AUGGGUGCUUCAGAUAAAUUUAUAGGUUUUGUUAUGGUUUUAUUUAGGAUUUUUGUAUUUGGAUAUUAUACAACAUGGGUUAUUAUUACUCCAUUUAUUGUUUCAGAUCAUUGGAUUCAACAAUACUUUUUACCAAGAGAAUAUGGUAUUAUUAUUCCUUUAGUUUUAUUAGUAGUCGGUAUUACCGCAAUUGGUACAUUUUUGGGACUUGUAAUGAUUAAAUCAAAAAAGAAUAAAUAA
Molecule: messenger RNA, 240 nt
Organism: Dictyostelium discoideum AX4
Lineage: Eukaryota; Evosea; Eumycetozoa; Dictyosteliales; Dictyosteliaceae
Gene: dpm2-1
Product: dolichyl-phosphate mannosyltransferase 2 regulatory subunit
Exons: 3
Coding region: 1-240 (79 amino acids)
Biological process (GO): dolichol phosphate mannose biosynthetic process
Cellular component (GO): endoplasmic reticulum membrane
Molecular function (GO): enzyme regulator activity
Source: RefSeq, a predicted model, not a curated record